Messenger RNA from Triticum aestivum (bread wheat), 2486 nucleotides. RefSeq lists its product as uncharacterized. The transcript has 5 exons. The record is from RefSeq and is a predicted model, not a curated record. Lineage: Eukaryota; Viridiplantae; Streptophyta; Magnoliopsida; Poales; Poaceae. Bases 224 to 856 code for a protein of 210 amino acids.
UGUUGUAGCCCACGUCUUCAUCAAACUGCACGCACGACGCCACUCCUCUGCUACCGACGCAUCGCAGGGGCCGGGGCCGCCGUCCCGCCCGCCGCUCCUUCUCUGCUGCACCACAGACGCUAGCGCGGAUCGCCGUCGCCGCCCGCCGCUCCUCCUCUAAUUCUAGACGGACGCGAGCUCGGAUCGCCGUCGCCUCCUCCGGCCGCUCAUCCUCUGCCGCCCCAUGGUCUCGACGCCGGAGGCUCUCCUAUUGGUCGGAUGCUGCCCCCACGGAUGCGAGCUCUCGCCGCUCCUCCUUUUCUGCCCCACGGGCUCGCCGCCGACCGCUCUCCCUUCGUCGGUUGCUGCUCUAUACGCCCAUAGCCGUAAUUGCGGAACGCGCCGCCGAUUCUCUGCGCUGGAAGAUCAGGGGAAGGCUCUCCUCUGCAUCGGAUCUGGCAUCCUGAGCCUUCCAAUGAUCGGAUCCGGUGAGAUUUGCCACCUCCUGCUAUCGUCCAUGUGUAGCUCGUCGACUUCACCCAGGAUGGCCACCAAGACGAGUCGACGACCUCUGCCUCAUAGCUGUCUUCCCCGAGAGCUGACGCUGUCUCCAUGCCGCACGAGGUGGACAUCUGCAGUAAAUAAUCAGGUGUUUCCUCAUUAUCAAAGUCAAUGCUCUGUGAGUGUGCAGCGAGUGCGUGUGAAUGUGCCGAUGCGAGGUAGUGGAGGGUUCAGCAAGCUUUUUAACAAAUUGGCUGCUACGAAGACCGGUUGCUUCAAAUUUUGUUUUGGUGCUUUUGGAGAUUUGAUUGUACAAGAAAAUGAUCUACCUUGCAAUAUCAUUUUUCUUGCAAAUGAAGAAAUUCAGAGCAUCUAAGUCUUAAAUGUAUCUGCUAAAUCCUUUAUGUUGUCCGGAAGUCAACGAACAACCAGACCAGGAAGGCGUGGAGCUUGAGCUUGAGCUGCAGCGACAAUGACAACUUGGGCGUCAACUUAAAAAAACAACAGUUCAAGUGUACUCUCUCUCUCUCUCCGUGUGUGUGUGUGUGUGUGUUUCUACUAAGUACAGUCUGUGUACUGUUCUAUCCUUGUUCUGUUUUCUUCAACCAUUUUUUGUUGUAUAUUCUCUGUCAGUAAAUGCCCCAAUCUAUUUUAUCUAGGCAGCAUGUAUUUGGUACUACAAUAAGUUGGUGCGAUAUCCUCCAAUAUUUUGUUAUCUAGGCAGUCAAAACAACUUCAGUCCGCUUAAUUUUUUUUCUGCUUUUGCUGUUGUGGUGAGAGAAAGAAAGAGAUGUGGUGGCAAUGGAGAACUUGGACCAAUUGAUAAUAUACCAUAGUUGUGGUAGUUAAUGUUUGUGGUACUUCCUUUAGGAUAUUUGUUCUAUACAUAUGUUCCACCAGAUAUUCAUUCAAAUUGUACCCUUCUCUAUCAAUUAGUAUGGUUCUUAGCUAACUGCGUGAUUAUGAUUGAACACUUAGUAUCUUAAGAAGAUAAAUAAUGAACGCAGACUGCUCUCCUCCAGUUUAGUGGAAGCGUAGGAGGCAACCAUGGAGGUGAUAGACGCAAUGGCUUGAGCAUGACGGAUGAUUGUCCCUAAGUUUCUACCACUGAGUUGGUGCAUGCUCCAAUAUUACCAGGUCAGUGCUUCAAAUCAUCAGACCUUGGCGCUAUUCCUUGUCAUAGAGGAGGUCAGUACUUCAAAUCAUCCUUAGCUCCGUUAUUUUUCUUUUGCAGAUCUUAGGAUAAUGGGUCAAUUUCUUACUUUUCUUUUCAAUAUCGUUUUUUUAUCCCCUAUGCUUACGCGAUGAUUAUGUGACUUAUCUGUCAGAGAACGAAUCAUGCUAAAAUUUUCUUGUACAUAAAUGAUGCAUGUAUGUUUAUUCUUGUUUUUCUUAUUACUUCAGAUUUUUUCUGUGGAUGGGCUCAACAGAUAUUAUAUUCAUCACAUAACUUGCUAUUUACUGAGUAGUAUGUGUUGCUCACUCUUUAUUUUCGUGGCGCAGAAGUAUGAUCAUGACCCUGCUCAAGUUCGGCCUCACUGCUGUCGCUAUAGCUGCUUCUGUGAGUCUCUAUAAUCUUCUUCGCCAUCGGUUCAGUAACCCUCUCGGUUUUGUUCUCUCCUCUUCUCUUGUGCUCUCUGACCCAGACAUUGGUCGAUGUGACUCUUGUGAUGCCAGCCAUCAAGCUUCUCGUGCUUUGGUUACUGCUAAUGCUUGGCUCCUAAUGUAUAGGUGAGAGGAAGAUACAGAUGUACCUAAGAUUAGUAGUUCGCAUAUCAAAAGUCACCAUUCAGUUAGCAUGCGCACUUUAGCUAGCUUCCAAUUCACUUGUAGGUCUGAGAGAAAAGAGAGUGCCCUACCUUCUAUCUAGCUUCCAAUUAACUUGUAGGUGUACUAAGUUAUCCUUCAAUUUUCAGAUCAUGUACAACCUGAUUCAGUGCACAUGUUUCAGGGGCUAUAUUCAGUACAAAAUGCUCAAUGAAAAACCCUGCAAGUACUCUUAUUCA